GUUUACUUUUGUAUAUGCAUUAUUUAGAAGCAUUCAUAACAAGAUAUUAUCCCCACCGAUUGUGUUAUUUGUUGUUUUUCCAGUGUUUACUAAUGUAGUAAGUGAACUAAACAGAUGUCCAUUUUUGUGACGUGAUUCUCUCUUUAUUCAGGGUGGAGGAAGCAGAGGUUGUUUAUCCAGAUGGAAGAUCAUGAAAGCCCAAGCUGGGUCGUGGUCAGUAUGGAGUCGUGUAUUUGUGGUUGACAUCACCCGUGCGCUCAAAUCUGUGGUUCCGCUGGAUGGCAAACACUGGAACGACUUCGCGCUGGAGUUUCACUACACACCGUAACCUCACUACUACUGCACCCUACUGAGGGAACAGCACGUCAUACACUAAAAAUACAGUCUCUCCCUAAGCACGAGCGGUUGGUGAAUCUUCACGGUUUGGUCAUCAAUCACUCGUACGCAGGCGGCACCAGUAUCGCAGUUCUAUUGAUCAUGGAGCGGUUACACAGAUAUCUCUACACCGGACUGAAGGCCGGUCUGAUGCUGAAGGCAAGGUUACAGAUCGCUCUGAAUGUGGUGGAGGGGAUUCGGUCAGGGUCAGACUCACCGGACAAACAGAUCACAGAUCUGGGUUUCUGUAAACCGGAGGCGAUGGUGUCAGGCAGUAUAGUGGGAACACCCAUACACAUGGCACCAGAACUGUUCACAGGUAUCUCUGCACCGGCUCUGUCAAACUCCCAGAAGCCUUUGAGAAAUGUGCUAGUAAAGAUCAGCUGUGGACCAACGUCAAGAAAGGUUCGGGCCCGGAGCGUUUGCCCGUGUUUGAAUGAUGAGGAAUGGUGGCAGCUCAUGGAAGCGUGCUGGAACGGAGACCCUUCUCAAAGACCCCUGCUGGGAAUCGUGCAGCCCGGCCUGCAAAGGAGCUGUGGAGGAAAAGCCUGUUAUAGUUGUACAAAAGAAAAUGGACGGAUCAGACGUCUCUGUGACAGACCGUGAACGACAGGAAAAUCACACUGAGUUGUGUCGCAUCUGCUGCUUCAUAGACAAAUUUUACAUGUAGUUAACUUUGUGUUACAUAAGAAGGAAAUGUUAAUUUUUAGAUGCUGUUUAAAGUGGUUUACCGUUGUACUGAGAUUUUUUUAAUAAAUUGAUUUG
Triplophysa rosa is the source of this 1140-nucleotide messenger RNA. RefSeq names its product dual serine/threonine and tyrosine protein kinase-like. The record is from RefSeq and is a predicted model, not a curated record. Lineage: Eukaryota; Metazoa; Chordata; Actinopteri; Cypriniformes; Nemacheilidae. Bases 478 to 981 code for a protein of 167 amino acids. The transcript is spliced from 8 exons.